UAUAAAUCAAAGGAUACUUAAUUAGUUUGAUCAAUUUCUUGGAUAUCGAAAAAUGUUGUCGUCGUCGUCGUCGAUGAUAAUCCGAACUUUGAUCGUAUUGGCAUUGGCAAUGACGUUUGCCGGGCAGUGCCGUGGCGACGCUAGAGAUCUUCAAGUCGGGUUCUACAAAAAUAAGUGCCUAUUGGCCGACGUGGAAGCCAUCGUCGGAAAUGUCGUCGCAGAUUGGAAAAAGAACAAUGAUUCCGCCAUUGCAGCUGCCCUUCUGAGGAUGCAGUUCCACGACUGCUUUGUCGACGGAUGCGACGCAUCGAUUUUGUUGGAUGGGGAAAACAGCGAGAAAAAGGCCGGGCCUAAUUUGAGUGUUAGGGGUUAUGAACUUAUCGACGCCGCAAAAGCCAAGGUCGAGGAAAUCUGCCCCGGCGUGGUGUCUUGUGCCGAUAUCAUUGUUAUGGCAACAAGAGAUGCCGUUGCUUUGAGUGGAGGAGAAAAAUAUAGUGUGCAAACGGGAAGGAGGGACGGGACAACCUCCCUUGCUAAGAAUGUGAAUCUUCCGGGUCCUACAAUAUCGGUUUCAGAUUGCCUCAAGCUCUUUAGUAAAAAUAAAAUCGAUGCAACCACCGCGAUUUAUCUCCUUGGUGGUCAUACAGUCGGAAUUGCUCAUUGCUCGUUCUUCAUGGAUCGUCUCUACAACUUCUCAAGCACGGGUAAGCCCGAUCCAAACAUGGACCCUAUCCUUCUUACACAACUUAGGGCAAGAUGUCCGCAAAAGGCUACUUUUGACAACACCGCAAACCUCGAUCAAGACAGUACAAGCUUCAAUACAGUUGACGAGUCUUAUUACAAUCAAAUAGUCGCAAAGAGGGGAGUUCUUCCUAUCGAUCAAAAUUUGGCGCUCGACCCGCUAUCAAAGUCAACCGUGGAAACCAUUGCAAGUAGCUCCGACUUUGGCAAAAAGUUCGGGGAGGCCAUGGUCAAGUUGGGCGCUGUCGGAGUUCUUACCGGCAAGGAAGGGCAGAUCCGGAGGCGAUGCCGAAGUGUCAAUUUAUUGCCAUUCUAGGUGAAGAUCAUUACAUUGAUCAAACAAAUGUUGUUUUGUGUUUCUUUGAUAUAAUUCUUUUGAUUUAUAUACAUUAAUUUUGUGAUUCUUUCAUAUGUAUGCUCAAUGAUGUUUGAAUGUUUUGGUUCAAUUUGUGUUGAGAAGUAGUACAAAUUUUGAUGAACAGUUGCGAAAGA
This is a messenger RNA of Andrographis paniculata, 1233 nucleotides long. Its product is annotated as peroxidase 60. Gene Ontology annotation, biological process: hydrogen peroxide catabolic process; response to oxidative stress. NCBI's taxonomy places the organism in Eukaryota, Viridiplantae, Streptophyta, Magnoliopsida, Lamiales, Acanthaceae. Gene Ontology annotation, cellular component: plant-type cell wall; plasmodesma. Gene Ontology annotation, molecular function: heme binding; peroxidase activity. The coding region runs from base 53 to 1057 and encodes 334 amino acids. The transcript has 4 exons. The record is from RefSeq and is a predicted model, not a curated record.